Podarcis raffonei (Aeolian wall lizard) is the source of this 3626-nucleotide messenger RNA. RefSeq names its product signal recognition particle 68 (gene SRP68). Gene Ontology annotation, biological process: SRP-dependent cotranslational protein targeting to membrane. Gene Ontology annotation, molecular function: endoplasmic reticulum signal sequence receptor activity; signal recognition particle binding; 7S RNA binding. Gene Ontology annotation, cellular component: signal recognition particle, endoplasmic reticulum targeting. The record is from RefSeq and is a predicted model, not a curated record. The transcript is spliced from 16 exons. The coding region runs from base 56 to 1912 and encodes 618 amino acids. NCBI's taxonomy places the organism in Eukaryota, Metazoa, Chordata, Lepidosauria, Squamata, Lacertidae.
CGGCUCUUCUCUCCCGUCCCGUGAUGCCUCGCGCCGCGAGUGGAACAGGCGCAAGAUGGCGGCUGAGCGGCAGGUGGUCAGCGGCGGUAGCGGCCGUGGAGGUGGUGGAAGCGGCGGAGGCAACAGCGGAGGCUCCGCGGCGGGCCUAGAGGAGAACAAGGAGAAUGAGAAGCCGAAACCGGGCGGCCUCGGCGAUAGCCUGGGCCUGGAAAUCCUUCAGAUUGUUAAGGAAUCGCAACAGCAACAUGGGUUACGGCAUGGUGAUUUUCAGAGAUACAGAGGUUACUGCUCCCGACGACUAAGAAGACUCAGAAAAACUCUUAACUUCAAGAUGGGAAAUAGGCACAAGUUCACAGGCAAGAAAGUAACAGAAGAACUUUUAUCUGACAACAGAUACUUGCUCUUGAUUCUGAUGGAUGCCGAGAGAGCCUGGAGUUAUGCUAUGCAGCUUAAGCAGGAAGCCAACACAGAACCUCGCAAACGAUUCCACUUGUUAUCUCGCCUGCGCAAAGCAGUAAAACAUGCUGAGGAGCUGGAGCGCCUGUGUGAAAGCAACCGCGUGGAUGCCAAGACCAAGCUGGAAGCUCAGGCAUAUACAGCAUACCUCACAGGUAUGCUCCGCUUUGAGCGCCAGGAAUGGAAAGCAGCAAUGGAAGCAUUCAACAAAUGCAAAACCAUAUAUGAAAAGCUGGCUAGUGCUUUCACAGAUGAGCAGGCUAUACUAUAUAAUCAGCGAGUGGAGGAGAUCUCCCCAAAUAUUCGUUAUUGUGCUUAUAAUAUUGGUGACCAGUCUGCUAUUAGUGAGCUUAUGCAAAUGAGACUGAGAUCUGGAGGCACUGAGGGGCUUCUUGCUGAAAAACUUGAGUCAUUAAUCACCCAAACCCGAGCAAAGCAGGCAGCCACUAUGAGUGAGGUAGAAUGGAGGGGAAGAACAGUGCCAGUGAAGAUAGACAAAGUGAGGAUCUUCCUGCUGGGGAUGGCUGAUACUGAAGCAGCUAUUGCUCAGGCAGAAGAAGAAGAAACUAAAGAGCGGCUGUUUGAAUCCUUGCUGAGUGAGUGUCGAGAUGCAAUUCAAGCUGUUCGUGAAGAACUGAAACCAGAUCAGAAGCAGCGGGAACACGCUUCAGAAGUGGAUUCUGGAAAGGUUACUAAUAUCCAGUACCUGCACAGUUAUCUGACAUACAUCAAGCUGUCCACAGCCAUCAAGCGCAAUGAGAGUAUGGCAAAGGCACUGCAGAAGGCGCUGCUUCAGCAGCAGCAGUCCGAGGAAGAUGGCAAGCGUACACCUCGGCCUCAGGAUUUGAUACGCCUUUAUGACAUCAUCUUACAGAAUCUGGCAGAGUUGCCACAACUUCCUGGUCUGGAAGAAGAUAAAGGCUACCUAAAGGAAAUUGGGAUAAAGACACUGGUGUAUAAAGCUUACAGGUGUUUUUUCAUUGCACAGUCAUAUGUUCUAGUGAAGAAGUGGAGUGAAGCCCUUGUUUUGUAUGAUCGAGUUCUGAAAUAUGCCAACGAAGUCCAGGCCCAAGCUGGAACUUAUAAGAACAGCUUAAAGGAGCUGCCUGAUGUCCAAGAGCUGAUCACUCAAGUGAAUGCAGAAAAAUACUCCUUGCAAGCAGCUGCCAUAUUAGAUGCAGGUGACAACCAUGAGACUGAAUCACCAUCCCAGGUCAAGGAUGGCAAGCCACUUUCUGAACGGUUUGAGACUUUCUGCCUGGAUCCUUCUCUUGUCAGCAAGCAAGCCAGUCUGGUGCAUUUCCCACCAGAAUUCCAACCGAUACCAUGCAAGCCUUUGUUCUUUGACCUGGCUCUCAACCAUGUUACUUUACCACCCCUGGAGGACAAAGUGGAGCAGAAAGCAAAGAGUGGUCUCACAGGAUAUAUCAAGGGCAUCUUUGGAUUCCGGAGUUAACCGGGGCCAUUCUCAAGAAGAGCGCUUUUCUUCCUGUAUUUUGGGAUGGCUCCAGCAGGUUCAGACCUUAACUACUUAUGUCUAAAAUCUGUAUGGGAGGUCUUUAAUAACUUCCCAGUAUUCUCUUUGUUUGCACACCUGUUUUAUUAGAAACUUCCCACCCUGAGAACAUGCAUAAUGUGGUCUGUCUCCCAACAUUUGAAACUGAAGGAAAGAGCUGGAGUCUCAAAUCACAUUUAUCAAUCAGUUCAGGCAGGAAUAAAGCCCACUUUGUGUGGGCUGGCAUAUCAUCAUUUUGUUUUACAGCUGACAUGGUACUUUUAAUUUUCAAAAAGCUAACCCAGCCCUCUGGACAGUACAGAACAGAGGGGAACCAAAGGCACAUAUAUGUCUUCAGAUUUGGACUGUCUAAGCAGAGUAUGCAAAAACCCACAGCUGGCUAGAUAUCUGUACUGCCUGCCAUUUCUGACUUUUGCUUACAGCCAUGUAAAGUUUUGAUUUGUUUUUAACAAAAAUCAGGAGCUUCAGAUUUACAAAAGUCUUGGAUUAAAGAUAUAUGAUGGUUAAAAUCUAUAAAGUAAAAAUGGGAUUGUUUUAGAAUACACUUUAAAGCGUGUUGUAUAGUCUUUCCACAUUGAGGCACCACUUCUCAGAACAGAGGAAUAUGUUUCUCAGAGGGUCUUUCUUAGAACCUAAAAAGUCUUUUGGCUUCAGAAAGAACAAGCUACUAUCAUUUUAUAUCUUGAAAGACUCCUGACAUUUCUUCAGUUUCCCUCUUCAACUUAGCUGAAAGUGGUAAAUUGGGAGGGUGGUUUUGUUGCUUAUUCUGUCUUUUACCUCCUUUCUGACAUAUUUGGUUGUUUUAGGGAUUCCACUAGUGAAGAAUCAAAAGUGGAGCCAAUGAAAUCUUAAGCAAUAAAGAUCUCUAGCCAUGUGUUCAUGGUGCAUUUUUUUGUGAGAGCAUUUAUCUGUGCUGUGGGAAUUCAAGUAUCUUUAUGUCAAUAUCAUUCCCCCCCCAAAAAAUAUAUAUAUAUAUGCAUAGGCACAAUUAUUCUAAACAUUUGUGAGCCUGAAUUGUAUAUUUGACUUUUUUUGCAAGCUAUAUUACUGGUCUUAGGUAGUCUGAAAUAUUUGUUGGAGAUGAGAGUCCUUAGCCAUAUUUUCGUGUUUAUAUUUUGUCAUACUGUGCUCCAGUUUAGCUCUGUUUCUUCUUGGCAUUGUUGGAAACAGUUUUGAAACUGGAUUGUUCAGUUAUAGAAAUAUUAAACAAAAACUGCUUUUCAGCCACUCAGUUAGCAAGCUGCAGAGAAUUAAAAUUUUCAGAUUAAAGAUAAAUUGGGUUUAAUUAUACCAAAGUUAUUGGAUUUAUGUACCAUAUGAAAAGAGUGCCCCACCUGUUUUAAAGAAAUGCUCUUUCUGAUCUGUCUAUGGGAAGGGGGUUUUAUAGGGAAAAAACCUAUUGCAAAAGAAAAAGGAAGUAAUAUUUUUUAAUUUUAUCAAGAGAUGAAAUUUCACAUUGAGAUGCAGUAGUAAGCCAAUGAUUUGUUAGUUCUGUUGAAGGUUAAAUGGAAAUGAGAUCUUUUGUCAAGUGACUGGGUCCAAUCUCCUCUCUGGGGAUGUGCCUAUCAGUGUUUUGUUGAUUGUACUUUGCUUCAAGCUCUGGUGUCGUCUUCUUUUCAGAUCUGAAUUAAAUCUGAGAACUCUGAUCCUCUUA